AUAAGUGGUGGAUAGCACCAUGUCGAACUCUUCACAUGCCGUUAAUAAGCAGCAUACAAUCCCGGAGCGUGAACCUUUUUCACGCAAUACUAUUGCCUCCAAAACAAACACAUGAUCUCAAUUACUCUCCAAAAAUCACCGACAAAGCUUCCACCAAACAUAGGAUGCAAUCCUUUGAAAAGGCCAUGAACCUUGCCGGAAAGCUCCCUGUAGGAAGCUUUGUAGUUGGCGGGCUUUUUCUGACAUGGUUCCUCAAUCGAUGGCUCAACGACAGAGCUCUCAACAACGGCAACGCGCCCUCGUCAUAUGAUUGGGCAAGAGAGGUGAUUGUUGUCACGGGAGGCUCCAAUGGCAUUGGCGCAGAGACUGUCAAAAAGCUGGCAGGUCGGGGGAGCCAAAUAGUUGUCUUGGAUGUGUUGCCGCUCAGCUAUUCAAAUGUUCCAAACGUGCAUUAUUAUGAAUGCGAUUUGACAAAAUUCGACGAGUUGCAAGAAAUUGGAAAAAGGAUUUCAAAAGAAAUCGGAGAUCCAACAGUCGUUAUAGCCAACGCGGGCAUAUGCCGAGGAAAACCAAUCUUGUCUGCCUCAAAGCGCGAUAUUGAACUCACCUUUGGCGUUAACAACCUCGCCUUGCUCUGGACUGCCAAGACCUUUCUCCCCAGCAUGGUGGCCAAAAACCACGGACAUUUCCUCAUCGUCGCCUCACAGACAGGCUAUAUCGCAACCCCAGGCCUCACCGAUUAUUCGGCGACCAAGGCCGCCGCGAUCGCCAUUUACGAAGGCCUGCACGCCGAGGUCGGCCUGAUGUACGGUGCCCCCUCUGUUCGUGUGUCGUGCGUGUCGCCCACCCUGGUCGAGACCAAGAUGUUCCGGGGCAUGGACUCGAGCGUCGCCCCUGGUGGCGCGCUCCGGCCUGAGGAAGUGGGCGCCUGCAUCGCCGACAUCGUCCACGGCGGCCGCGCUCAGCACGCCUGUGUGCCUUACUGGGCCGUCAGUCCGGUUAGUUACAUCCGCACGUGGCCUGAUUGGAUGCGUGUGUGGAGUUUGGCGUCGGCGGUUGGUAUAUAUGAUAAUCUCCGGCCGCAUGAUCCGAUGGCGUCACUGUAG
This is a messenger RNA of Pyricularia grisea, 1106 nucleotides long. RefSeq lists its product as uncharacterized. Bases 36 to 1106 code for a protein of 356 amino acids. Lineage: Eukaryota; Fungi; Ascomycota; Sordariomycetes; Magnaporthales; Pyriculariaceae. The record is from RefSeq and is a predicted model, not a curated record. Gene Ontology annotation, molecular function: oxidoreductase activity, acting on the CH-OH group of donors, NAD or NADP as acceptor. The transcript is spliced from 4 exons.